UUUCAUAGCGAUUCCAUUCCAUUCCGCCUUGAGGCAUUUCUUUCAUAAUCGCGUUUUACGCGCGCAGCACGCAUUUCAUCAGAUUUUUGAUAAAUAUAAAACGGCAUAAAGCCGUAUAUUUGAUUCAAAGUUUGUUAAUAAUAAUACUAUAAUGAAGCCCCCAUAUAAAAUUGCUGAUGAGAAGCUCGCUGAAUUGGGCCGCAAUGAAAUCAUGCUGGCUGAGAAAGAGAUGCCUGGUCUCAUGGCUUGCCGUCGCAAGUACGCGCCCGCACAGAUCCUGAAGGGAGCCAGGAUUGCUGGCAGCCUGCACAUGACUGUCCAGACUGCAGUGCUGAUUGAGACACUUAUUGAACUGGGAGCUGAGGUCCAGUGGUCCAGCAGCAACAUCUACAGCACACAGGACGAGGCGGCGGCGGCGCUGGUGGCCCGCGGCAUCCCCAUCUAUGCCUGGAAGGGCGAGACUGAGGAGGAGUACAUCUGGUGCAUAGAGCAGACACUUGUUUUUGCUGAUGGAAAGCCCUUAAACAUGAUUUUGGAUGAUGGAGGUGAUUUGACCAACUUGGUUCACAAGAAAUAUCCCCAAUACUUGGAAGGUGUCAAAGGCAUUUCAGAAGAAACUACCACAGGAGUUCACAAUCUGUACAAGAUGUUCAGAGAAGGAACACUGAAGGUACCUGCUAUCAAUGUAAAUGACUCUGUCACCAAGAGCAAGUUUGACAACUUAUACGGAUGCAGGGAGUCUCUGCUGGAUGGAAUCAAAAGGGCAACAGAUAUCAUGGUAGCAGGGAAAGUGUGUGUGGUAGCCGGAUAUGGAGAUGUAGGCAAGGGCUGCGCUCAAGCCUUCAAAGGAUUUGGAGGCAGGGUUAUUGUCACCGAGAUUGAUCCUAUCAAUGCCCUUCAAGCAGCAAUGGAAGGCUUCCAAGUCACCACAAUGGAAGAGGCAUCAGAGGUUGGGCAAAUCUUUGUAACCACCACAGGCAACCUUGACAUCAUCACCAAAGAUCAUUUCUUAAGAAUGAAAGAUGAUGCUAUUGUUUGCAACAUCGGUCACUUUGACUGCGAGGUUGAUGUUGCUUGGCUGGAAAAUAAUGCUAAGAAAGUGAAUAUCAAGCCUCAGGUUGACCGUUAUGAACUUGAAAAUGGCAAUCAUAUUAUUGUAUUGGCAGCAGGUCGUCUAGUUAACUUGGGUUGUGCUACUGGCCACUCUUCAUUUGUCAUGUCUAAUUCUUUCACUAAUCAAGUUUUGGCCCAAAUUGAAUUGUGGACGGGUCAUCAGCAAUACCCUAUUGGAGUCCACACUCUACCCAAGAAACUGGAUGAGGAAGUAGCUGCUCUACAUCUGGACCACCUGGGAGUCAAACUCACCAAGCUGACUCCCAAACAAGCCAAAUACAUCGGUGUUCCUGUUGAAGGUCCAUACAAGCCUGAUCACUACAGAUACUAAAUUACAAAGACUGGAAAUAAUAAUAAAACUUGUGUCUGGCUAUUUACUUAAAAUUCUAUACAGAAAUAUAUUUCAGUGAUUUAUACCAGUUACCAACAUUUUAUUGAACAUAGCACAUGAUGUGCUGUGAUCAUGUAGGUAUACAUAUAAGUGCAAGUGUUACAUAACUCUUUUAUAAACACAAUAAAUGCAUUUGUUUUCAAACAUUA
Leguminivora glycinivorella is the source of this 1653-nucleotide messenger RNA. It is a transcript of the gene Ahcy, whose product is annotated as adenosylhomocysteinase. Bases 152 to 1444 code for a protein of 430 amino acids. Gene Ontology annotation, biological process: L-methionine cycle. Gene Ontology annotation, cellular component: cytosol. NCBI's taxonomy places the organism in Eukaryota, Metazoa, Arthropoda, Insecta, Lepidoptera, Tortricidae. Gene Ontology annotation, molecular function: adenosylhomocysteinase activity. The record is from RefSeq and is a predicted model, not a curated record. The transcript has 4 exons.